UCCACAUAUCCAUUCUCCAUUUUACAAGUAUCUUUCUCUUUUGAAAUUAUCAAAGCAGUUGGUUCUGGAAGCUGUUUUAUUUCCUCUCGAUUGAAAAGACAACAUCAAACCUUCAUAUUUCUUUUCUACAACACAUUUAUUUCCUUCAUGGUGGGGGCACUCUUUGGCCAAGUCUCAAGCAUCUUCCCAUUAUUUCUAACAUUACAAGUCAACAUUAUUAAACUGUCACAAAGAUAAGGCGUAUAUGGAAAAAUCAACAAUAUCAAAUUUUUUCUAUAAAGGAAUAGUAGUAAAAGUUUAUAGCCAGUCAACUCAAGAAUCCUACACCCUGAUCUCACCUUUAUAACACACCCUCAUCUCAUUUUCAUCAUUCACAUUCAUACAAAACUUUUUUUACAAUGGCCUGCCUUCCCUUUCUUUAUUUUCUUUUUUUCAUAAUAGUAUCUCAAGCCAAAGCCGGAGAUCCUGCAUCAUGUGAUAACAAAAGAGGCAAUUACACAGCCAAUAGCACCUACGACAACAACCUCAAAACCCUUAUAUCUAGUUUCUCUUCCCAUAAAGAAAUUAACUAUGGUUUCUACAAUUUCUCUUAUGGCCAGGAUCCAAACAAAGUAUACGCCAUUGGAAUGUGUAGUGGAGAUCUUAAGCCCAAUGAGUGUCUAACAUACCUAAACAGUUCUUUUGCCGAUCUUAGAGAGCAGUGUCCAAAUCAAAAAGAGGCGAUUGUUUGGGGUGGGAGUUUAACUUUGUGGUACUCAAAUCGCUCAAUAUUUAGGAUAGUAGAAACUGAACCUACAGCGGAUAUUUUCAAUACGGGAACUGCGACUGACGUGGACAAGUACAAUGAUGCGCUUUAUAAACUGAUGACAGAUCUUAAAGACAAAGCUGCAUCAGGUGACUCUCGUCGUAAAUAUGAUGCAGGUAAGUCUCCGUAUGCAAAUUUUGAAACUAUAUAUGGAACUGUGCAGUGUGUGGCCGAUUUGUCAUCCCAACAAUGUAUUCAUUGCUUGGAAGUAGCAAUUGAUGAAAUUCCAACUUGUUGUAAUGGCACGUUGGGACGACGACUUCUUAAACCAAGUUGCCGUCUUAGAUAUGAAUCU
Messenger RNA from Vicia villosa (hairy vetch), 1100 nucleotides. Its product is annotated as cysteine-rich receptor-like protein kinase 29. The transcript has a single exon. The record is from RefSeq and is a predicted model, not a curated record. Lineage: Eukaryota; Viridiplantae; Streptophyta; Magnoliopsida; Fabales; Fabaceae. The annotation marks the transcript as partial.